AUGUAUCAUGAGGCACCCAUAGAGGCGUCUAUGGGCACGGUCCAUCGCAGACAGCGUCGUGCUUGCAGCACUCAAGCUGAGUUCUUUACUUCUGCAGCCGCCAAUUCUCAGCAACUCCAAGAGAUCAUUGAGUUCUUACUUAGUCCUGCUCAAAUUCAGGGACCCGGGGCGCCGAUGAUGCGCGUCGCUCUGCAGUUUCCCGAUGAGUUGUUGGAAGACGCGGCCGCGGUGGUCCAGGAGUUGGAGACGCGUUUGCGUAAUGACCCACGCUACCCAACGCUUAAAAAGCGCUUUAUGGAGUCUCAAGCAUUGCCGAAUGGGGUAGUCGAGGGGAAGGUAAGCGCCGUUUCUUCUGGUCCCAAUUCCUUAGCACUCGCCUCUACUGUAACGACCCCAACACCUCUUGCCCCUGCCAUUCCAGCGUCUCGUCCGGCGCCUUUCAAGAACAACACUUGUGGACAAACACUAAAUCCGAACGCCCCCACGGGCGUUCGUUUUUUUGUUCUUGCGGAUUCUACAUUCGGGAGCUGCUGUCCUGAUGAGAUCACCGCUCAACACUACCAGAGUGAUCUCAUUGUACAUUUUGGGGACGCGUGUAUGAGCCGGUCGACCCGACUGCCAGUUAUCUACAUCCACCCACCGUUUAGGUUCCAUUGUAUUCACCGACCAGAUCCCCCCAUCCCUGGGGCAGCCCCAAAGCGGGGCGGCGAGGCUCCAUCGAAUCCGCCGCGUAUCCCCAUCUCUCAAGCAGAGCAAACAGCGGUAUUCCUCGUCGUGAAUGUGCUCGAUCGAGUGUGCCGCGCGCUGCAAGAAAACAUCCAUCAAUGGAAUAAAUCACACACGCGGCAAGGCGGAUCUUUUUCCUCAGCGGAGGCACCUCGAAUGAGGGCCCAGCUCGUAGUAGUCGGACCGCACUCAGUCCGUUGCCUUUUAGAAGCUGCGGAAAGGCAAUGGGGUAGUUCGGAGCACGAUGAAGAAGGUGCUUCUGUGAUUUGGUGCCGCUAUGUGAACUGUGACACUCGUCAGAUCGUAGAAUCUCCUCGCGCUGAUGUCGAGGUCGUGAUUAAUGGAGCCGCUGGACAUUCCGCGCCACGGCAACUUGAAUCCUGCGAGCAGCUGAGCAACGAUUCGUCUGAGUGGAUCCUCAAUGGUGUUCGCUUCCCAAGACUCCCUUUUCAUCUGGAAUCUAAUUCUGCCAAUGGCUGUGCUGCUUCUCGAGCGAUUCAGUACUUUUUUUACGUAGGCCCUGGUGACGGUCCUCAUUUAGUACAUCUUAUAGGAGUUCAUCAGUACAAUAGGUUUCACUACUCCGAGGCAGAGCGCGAAUUUUUCCUCACCAGAGAGGGUCCCACAGGCGGCGAUGAGGUGCCAUGCCUGCCGCCAGUGCUUUCAGUCUUGGAUGAAAAUUUCGGUGUGGCGACGGCGCCACCGAUGAACCCUGCAGCCCACACGACGGAGGGUGUAAAUGGGCGUAUGGUUGCACUUGGCCCUGAAGCAACCCCGGAAGAUGUCAAUCACUUUGUCGAGGAGACGAUUCGCGCGACCUCGGAUAACAGCUCGUUGAAAGCCCUUCUCUGGACGCCCAGCUGCACCGAGGUCGAAAGGCAAUUCCAACGUCGCCAGCGUCAGCGGGAUUUUAACAUUGAGGUCCUGCGCCACAGCUCCGCGGUAGGUAUUUUAGUUGCUUCCCUCGCCAUCGAGGGCUACUACGAGCUCACAAUGCUUCUCCACCAGCUGCUUCGGCUUUGCGGUAAAAGAGCCUACAUCAUCUAUGUUGGCCACCUGAACGAGUUCAAGCUCGCCAAUUUCGAAUCCACCGUGGACAGCUUCGUGGUGGUGGCGUGCCCGAACAGCCGAAGCUGCCACUUUCCCGUGCAGGACGACAACUACAUCAAGCCGGUGCUCUCUCCUGCCGAGGUGCUCAUCACGCUCGGAGCGCGCGACCCGCUUUUCGCGCAGUAUGGCCUACCGGCAGCCUAUAGCACAGCCUUCGAUUGCGUGUUACCCCCACUUCGCGCCGCGGUCGAGGAGCAGAAGCGGCUUGAGUUGGAGAAGUCCGAAGAUUCGGCGAGCGAACGACGACUGGACUGGAUGGAGAGCUCUGCGUUGAUGUGUGUGGGCCGAAGUGGGGCGCUGACCGCGGGUGCAUCUUCGAAUGCCGCCCACGGCGCCCUUGCGCGGCUUCAUGAGCGUGCUUUCGUCGGAUUAGACCCGUGCGUCGGAAAGACGUCCGUACAAACCUCACUGGAAGAGGGGAAAUAUGGGAUUGCGCGCGGCUACCAGACAGAACGGGCUCAGCAGACUCCUAAUAGCUAG
Phytomonas sp. EM1 is the source of this 2316-nucleotide messenger RNA. The record is from the annotation of a GenBank genome assembly. Lineage: Eukaryota; Euglenozoa; Kinetoplastea; Trypanosomatida; Trypanosomatidae.